AUGGGGACUGAUAAACAGAUCUCCGAUAUGUCUGACCUCGCAUGUACCCGCUGUCGUGAGCGCAAAAUACGCUGUGGGCGGGAACGGCCUCAUUGUCGCAGCUGCGAGCGGGAGGAAGGCGUGGUAUGCGUAUACCAGAAUCCCGUGAAAAGGGUGAACCACUUGAAACUACUGUGUGACAGUGUUGAGCUCUUGCAGCAGCGGUUGACGUCGAUCGAGUCACAUUUGAGCCGCCUCCAUGCGCGGGCGGAGUCCGCUGAUCCCGAGUCUUCCGGUCUCCGCUCCACCGCGGAGGCGGAAGACAGCUCCACUCCGAGACCCGCGCUUCACGGAAGAGAGGCCCGCUGCAGCAGCUCCAUCGAGCACUUUCUACAACAUGUUGAUUGCCAGACGGACGUCUUCGACCCACAGAAUCUUCGUCACCAACUGGAUCGGGUUUAUGAGGAGCAUGACGACGUAUGGGCAAUCUGCUUCAAGACUAUCACGUUGAUCGUGCUAGGUCUGGAGAUAACUCACGCAGGCACUCUGAUCGGCGACUUUGCGCGAUCACUAUUACCCAAUCGGGCCGCGCUGGUUAGCUCACGCGUUCUAACCACGUCGAGACUCGUGAAUGUUCAAACGCUUAUCCUUCUCAGUGUUGCCGCGCAGCAAUUCGACCCUCCUGGAUGGGCAGAGCUCAUAUUCGCAAAUGCUUGUCUGAUCGCUAGAACGAUGGGUCUUCAUAGUUUGCCUAUCACCGCGAACGAGAGCAUGUGCGAGCAAGCCAAGGUAUUCCAGGCGCUGUACAUCCGAGACCGACGGCUGUGUAUUAGCCGAGGCGCCCCGUCAUGGCUGCCUUCUAUGGAGUACAAACUGACGGUGGAGCUGACUGAUAUUGCUAGUAAUUUGGCCUAUCGGGACCAAUUCCGGCUGGCGAUAAUUCAAGAUGGGAUACACGCUCAAGCUCACACGGCUGCGGGAGUUGAUGCGCAGAGUCUGGAGAAACAGCUGGACCAUUUCAUAAAUCGGACGCGACUGUUACAAGGUCCGAUGUCAUCUGUUGUUUCUCGAUCAGCGCAAGCCUUGGAAUUUCUCGCUACGCGAAUCCUUGCGUUCGAGCAUGGUCCAGAAACCUACGCUGCGCAGGCGCGGUCAGACGCACGCGCUAGCUGCUUGCUUGUGUUAAUGGCAUACGGGGACAGAGGACAAGACCUGCAAGAUGAAUUUCAAGAAUUGGUCCGAGGGGUAGAAAAUGAAGUUGGACUGGGCGGCUCACCAGACACAUUCUUCACCGCACUUGACGCUUUCUCACUGCCUGGGGUUUUCAUCCUACUGAAUGGACUCGUGCAAAGACACCAUGUGGAGUCAGAGUCUACUUCAAUCACUAAUCUUGACCUUCUCCAUCGACUGUCGGCGUGCUAUGCGGAACAGACAGCAUGGAUGCCAUCCACACAUUACCAUCGCAGGGUAUCGUGGAUCUUAGAUCAGCUAUUGCUGGUGAUUGACAUGAUCCAGAACCCGCAAGAUGCAUCCACAUGUGUCCAGGGGGCAAUUACCCACCUGUCCUCUGAUCGCCCCGAGGGUAUGCGACACGGUAGUGAUACCGAUAUAGUAGGCCCCUGGCCUCCAGGAGAUUCAUCAGCCACCUCUUUGACGUGGGACACGUGGCUAUCGUCGACCUCGCCGCUCGGCCCGUCGUCUCUUGGACCCCCUACGCCGAUAGAUCCCACGCGGGUGGUAUCGCCUGAUUUAUUGACACAAAUGCUGGCUGUGUCACAGGGCCUGGAUGGAGUGGAGAACCUACCGUGGACGACUGUACCAGAGACAUCGGGACGGAAGCGCCGACGAACGGACGAUCCUUUCAUACCAGGAAGCGGGAUAUUCGAAUAA
Aspergillus melleus is the source of this 1869-nucleotide messenger RNA. RefSeq lists its product as uncharacterized. Gene Ontology annotation, biological process: regulation of DNA-templated transcription. The record is from RefSeq and is a predicted model, not a curated record. NCBI's taxonomy places the organism in Eukaryota, Fungi, Ascomycota, Eurotiomycetes, Eurotiales, Aspergillaceae. Gene Ontology annotation, molecular function: zinc ion binding; DNA-binding transcription factor activity, RNA polymerase II-specific. The transcript is spliced from 5 exons. The coding region runs from base 1 to 1869 and encodes 622 amino acids.